Prosopis cineraria is the source of this 1145-nucleotide messenger RNA. RefSeq lists its product as uncharacterized. Lineage: Eukaryota; Viridiplantae; Streptophyta; Magnoliopsida; Fabales; Fabaceae. Gene Ontology annotation, cellular component: mitochondrion. The transcript is spliced from 3 exons. The record is from RefSeq and is a predicted model, not a curated record. Bases 60 to 371 code for a protein of 103 amino acids.
CAUAAUUGAUUGAAGGAAGUGUCACGAAAUUGUGCACUUAAACACGAAUUAUCAGGAAUAUGAAUUUCUGGGAAGACAUGGAGUUUGUUCACAAAAUAGUUGAUGCUGCAAUGAGAGCUAUGAACAACAACACAGUGAUUGAUAUCUGUCUGCUCGCUUCAUUUGCAACAAUGGGAAUAAGAUCAGUGAACCAGCAAAAGGUCAUUGAGGUUCUAGAGGCUGAGAAGGAAAGUCUUGUCAAAUCCAACAAGGCCAUGAGAAAUGUCAUGUGGGAUUGGAAACUACAGCUUUUUGCUGAAGCCUCUACUGAUUCUGCAUUGGUCCCUCUGUCAAGCCUCCGAGCCAUCUACGGUGAAGCCCCAGCUGCUUAACUUGGAGUCGCUGCGAAGCAAGGUGCAAAACCUUCUAGUGGGGCAAACUUUACUGUGUGAAAUGUGCAGAGCGAUUGUUCUUUUUGAGAAGUUUCGGCAUUGGAUCACUAUUAAAUAAGCUAUUGUGAGAGGUGAGAAAAUUGUAAAUGCUGUCAGGCUUGGUUACCAUUUUGUUAUCAAUGAGCAAUAUAAUACAUAGGAAGCUUAUCAAUUAUAUUGCAAUAGGGACCGAAGGGAGUAAUUAGUAUGAUUGGAGCUCCCAGAUCAUCUGGCUAAAAAAUUGCGAGUGAUAGCUCUGGAAGGAUCUCUGUGGAGCGUCUGAUAACAGGCAUCCUCAAAAAGUAAAAUGAAUGAACAUGUCUUUUGAUGUUGUCCAAGUUUGGAGCAUCCCUACUUGGGAUAUUCAUCAAAAGCCAUAACGUUCCUAACCCCUCCCCCCCCUCUAUAUCCCUAACACUUAUUUUUGUAUUGUAAAUUCUCAAAAGGGAUGAGUAGUUUGGCUUGGGAAUAGCUUAUCCAUUAGGAUAAACUUUGAAUCUGUUGCCAAAGCUUUCUUAGAAAGAUGGUUUCAGCCAUACAAGGAGGGAAGGAUUAUACUUGAAGGUUUAAGAAUGAUCCUGGCUUUGGGAUGCAAGGAAUCAGCAGCAGCAUAAAGGAAUUGAUGUCCAGUCACAUCAGAUCAUCAUGAAGGUCAUGACAAUUCUUGUUUAUUAUAUGUCUAGAGUUGGAAUAUAGGUUGGCCUUAUUGAGCUAUUCUGUAUAUAGUUUUUCUUC